Molecule: messenger RNA, 691 nt
Organism: Stegastes partitus (bicolor damselfish)
Lineage: Eukaryota; Metazoa; Chordata; Actinopteri; Pomacentridae
Gene: ube2g2
Product: ubiquitin-conjugating enzyme E2G 2 (UBC7 homolog, yeast)
Exons: 6
Coding region: 101-598 (165 amino acids)
Source: RefSeq, a predicted model, not a curated record
GGGGACGUCCUCUGCGCAUGCUCAGCAGCGGUCGGUACGGAUUGACCGUGAUCCUCGGAGCCGCUUGUUGUUGUUGUUUUCUCGGUCUCCGGUUGGAACGAUGGCCGGCACCGCUCUGAAGAGACUCAUGGCCGAGUACAAACAGCUCACUCUGAACCCACCUGAAGGCAUCGUGGCAGGUCCGGCCAAUGAGGAGAACUUCUUCGAGUGGGAGGCUCUGAUCAUGGGGCCCCAGGACACGUGUUUUGAAGGCGGCGUGUUUCCGGCCGUCCUCAGCUUCCCCUCCGACUACCCUCUGAGCCCUCCAAAGAUGAGGUUCACCUGCGACAUGUUCCACCCCAACAUCUACCCGGAUGGUCGGGUCUGCAUCUCCAUCCUUCAUGCUCCUGGAGACGAUCCAAUGGGUUAUGAGAGCAGCGCAGAGAGGUGGAGUCCAGUCCAGAGUGUGGAGAAGAUCCUGCUGUCUGUGGUCAGCAUGCUGGCAGAACCCAAUGACGAGAGCGGCGCCAACGUGGACGCGUCCAAGAUGUGGCGUGAGGACAGAGAACAGUUCUACAAACUGGCUCAGAAGAUCGUACGGAAGUCUCUGGGCCUGUAGUGAUGAUGUCAUCAGGCCGCGCCACAUGUGUGAAACAGACUCGUCACCACGGAAACCACUGACACGCAGCUCUGAGACGGACAGAUCAAUGGA